ACACAAUAAUCCUCUUAUGUCUUGUUUCCAUAAUUUUUAUGAAGUGGUAGAAAUACAAGUAAUAUGGAAUUAAUAUCUGAGACACCAAUCAAGUCAAGCGUUCUUCUUAUUCUGAUUAUUAAUGCUGCACUCCCUGUGGUUUCUGAACAAACAAUGAAGAAACAAUCACCUCAAACAGAAAAAAUUUUGAUCUGUCUUACCAAUAUGGAUCGUCUAGAAUCAUCACAGAUAUUUACUGAUGAAAACCAAAUCCAAAAUCAAUCCUGUUUGGAUGGCAAAAAUUCGACAAGAAGAAAAUCUUUGAUGAAUGAAGCCAGUGAAUUUCAGGUUAAUACUGUAGAAGUUAAUGUUUUGGAUGCCAUAACUCUGAAAGUCAUCAUGAAUAUUUCUGGGAAUAUAUCUUGUCACUGGAGCUUUAAGAACAGCAGUAUUCAACAUGAUGUGAAGAACUGCACAUUGUACAGGCAAGUUACGAGUUUCACAAUUACUCGAAUCAGGGAAAGGCAUGCUGGUAUAUAUACCCUCACAGUUGGAAGUGGAAGCACAAACUAUACAAUUAGCUUUACAAUUGUUGUUAGAGCAAAACCCAGGAAGCCAAAGUUGACUAUGAAAGAAGUGGAAGGCAAUACUAUAUUGGAUUGCACAACAGAAAAUUACUUUGUCCCUGAGCUUACUUGGAGACGUAAUUGUACAAGUUCUUCACGUAUGGACAAUGAUAAACGUAUUGAAUCCACCGGAUCAUUUGGAGUGACAAGACUUAGGAAUGAGGUUUCUAUAAAGAAAUUCAAUCAUGGUAAUGAAUGUUGUUGUGCAAGUAAUAUCCAGGGAUCAGAGUGUUCGAGUCUUCACACACUAGAUCUUAAUAUCAAAGCAGACAAAGAAAGUUCAGUCCUGCAUGUUUACCUCAAAGUUGGUGAUCCAUUUCUGAUAAGGUGUAGAGCCUUAUAUGUCAAUUACAAAUUCAGGAUAGACUGGAUUAUUGACACAAAAGCAGGAAAUACAACAAAGGUCCUGGAAUAUAGUGAAGCAUUUCGAACAGCUGGAUUUGACAGGCAUAAGUUCCUGUUUGUUAAUUCAGUAAGUUUGAAAGACAGUGGAUCAUAUACAUGUACUUCUACAAAGCAUUCAAACAAGACGAUCAACUUAAUGGUAUUUGAGAAAGGAUUUAUAAAUUCAUCAACUCUAAAUGAAGUGUAUAGUGUCAGUGAAAAUGAAUACUUCUGCUUUGAAGCCAAACUUAAUGCACAUCCACUUAUAAGAUGCCAGUGGUAUUUUUCCAAAACAAUCUUCCCGUGUGAACUCACAAAUUUAUCUGGAAACAGCUUUUCUGCAUCAUUUUGUGAUCAUGGACAUAAACCUGGAAUCUACGAAUUAUUUGCAGAAAAUGAGGAAGCAGAAUUUCAGACGUCUUUUACUUUAUAUGUGAAGACAAGGCCAUCUCUGGAGCUUUCAAUGGCCAAAAGCCAUAUUUCAUGCAUGUCUACAAGUUAUCCUUCAGCCAGAUUAAAUUGGAUAAAAUGCAAUGGAGAGCUUUGUACCGAAGGAGAGCCUGUCACUGAAGGUAUUCAGAUUGAGCUGUCAGAAGGAAAAGAAUUUGGCUCCAAUACUACAACAAGUGUACUGGACACAAGCAACAUGGUGGGUGGGUUUUCAAUGAAGUGCUGUGCAGAAAAUACCAUAGGUUCAAUCUGCAAGGAAAUCUUUCUCCCAAAGCAAGAUGUGAAAUUCUUGCAGUCUCAUUUCUACAUCACAUCUGGAAUCUUUAUUCCAGCUACAGUUCUGUUAAUUGCUUUCAUAUUCUACAGAUAUAAGAAGCAACCUGGUUAUGAACGACAACUUCAGAUGAUACAGCUCAUUGGAUCUUCUGAGAAUGAAUAUAAUUAUGUUGACUUUAGCCAAAUUCCGUAUGAUGUAAAAUGGGAAUUUCCUCGAGAAAACUUAGAACUGGGGAAUGUACUUGGCUCUGGUGCAUUUGGAAAAGUAGUUGAAGCUACAGCAUAUGGAAUUAGUAAAGUAGAUGUUCCUGUCAAGGUAGCUGUGAAGAUGUUAAAGGAAAAAUAUGAACCUUCUGAAAAAGAUGCCUUGAUGUCUGAGUUGAAAAUGAUGAUUCACAUGGGGAACCAUGAAAAUAUUGUGAACCUUUUAGGAGCUUGCACUCACUCAGGUCCAGUUUAUUUAAUCUUUGAAUAUUGUUGCUAUGGAGACCUUCUUAAUUACUUAAGAAAUAACCGGGAGAAAUUUCAUAGGACGUUAACAGAUGUCUUUGCACAUAAUAACUUCAGCUUCUAUCACAACCUUCACAAUGACCAACAGUUAAGGUACAAUGGCAGAAAUUUUCUGCAAAAUGAAUCGUAUAUACCGAUGAACAGAAAGACUGGUACCUUCUCACAUAUAAGUGAUUGUGAUUUAUUAUUCAUUGAGAAUGAACUAACUUGCCCAAUCAAUACAGUUGACUAUCAAAAUACCAGUAAAUAUGAAGAUGAUGAUCUACACGUCCUUACAUUUGAAGAUCUUCUCAGCUUUUCAUACCAAGUUGCCAAAGGGAUGGAAUUCCUCACUUCACAAAGUUGUAUUCACAGGGAUCUGGCAGCUAGGAAUGUGCUAGUGACACAUGGGAAAGUAGCAAAAAUAUGUGACUUUGGAUUGGCGAGGGACAUCAUGCAAGAUUCCAACUAUGUCAUUAGAGGCAAUGCACGAUUACCUGUCAAGUGGAUGGCUCCUGAAAGCUUGUUUGAAGGCAGUUACACAAUUCGUAGUGAUGUCUGGUCAUAUGGAAUCUUAUUAUGGGAAAUAUUCUCACUCGGUGUCAAUCCAUAUCCUGGAAUCCAAGUAGAUACAAACUUUUACAAGUUAAUUAAGAGUGGAUUUAAGAUGGACCAACCAUUUUAUGCAACAGAAGAAAUCUACAAUGUGAUACAAUCCUGCUGGGCUCUUGAUCCCGGAAAAAGACUUGCAUUUUCAGACUUGGUUUCCAUUUUUGAAAAGCAUCUUGCGGAUGCUGAAGUAGCUCUUUACCACAACAAUAUGGAGUACAAAUGCAAUUCAGACUAUAAAAACCUACCCAUUAAUUCUCAGAAGAGUGCCCUGAGCCAGUCUGCAUCAUCACUGAAUGAAAACAUUCUACUGGAUGAAGACAUCAAAACAUAAUUUUUCUGCUGUACUGAUCAAUAAGACACGAAUAGCUUCACCGGACUCUGAAUGUUUUAUUUUUACCUUUAAACUAAUCAAUGAAUUUCAAAGCUGUUAACAUCUAGAAAGAUGUAAUGCUUCAAGCUAUUUGAUUUUUCUUGUGUUGCAGUUAAAUUGUUCUGGAAGUCAGAGCUGUCACAAAUUUGUAUGUUUAUUUUACAAACUGGUAUAUUUAAUAGGUCUACCAAAAUUAAGCCAUGUGGAUCUUAAAUCAUGAAAGUUGACUGAAUUUAUAAUGGAAAACUGGAAGCUGAGAGUCUUUUGAUCUGCUUAGUUAAAGAGGUAGGUUUUAAAGAACAUUUUGAAGACAGAGAGAGAGAAGAAAGAGGUGGAAAGGCAGAAAGGAUGAACAAAGAAUUUUCAUGGUUUAUUGUGCAGAUAUAAAGACACAAAAUUCUGGAAAGACUCAGCAGGUCAGACCACAUCUGUGGGAAGAGAAACAGAGUUAGUGUUUCAGGUCGAAGACUCUUCAUCAGACCCUCUGAUUUUAAUUUACAGCAUGGAUGACUGAAGGUACAGGUGCCAUUGAAGGGUUGGGUGGAGUGGGCUAUGCAGAAAAGGACAGGCUGCAGGAAUGCAGAACCCCUGAUAUGUUAUAAGGCUGGAAGAAGUUACAGAGAUUAGAAAGAGACAAGGGUAUGGAGGAAUUUGUGAAAAUAAAAACACUACUAGAGCACAUAGAAUAACUUUUUGUUUCCUUUCCCCAGAAAUUAAUUGAAUUGAGUAAAAUGCAUAUUAGGGAAUAUUUUGCAUGUUCUGUGGGACAAAUUUGAGUAAUAAAUCUUAUGUUCUUGUGUUAUAACCAGGGUAAUGUAAGUCUUGCUCACUUUAUCAUAUUGGGCAUUUUUUAAAAUUCAGUCAUGAGAUAUUGGUUUUGUUGAAAGAUGCACCAAUUAAUCCUCAUCAAUUACCUUUCAGCAGUGGGGCUUGCUAGACUAAUUCAGAAGUAAGUUGAAAGUCAAACACUUUGUUGUGGAUCUGAAGUCACAGCUCGGCUAGCACAGAAAACAAUGGGAGAUUUCCAUUUUUUGGUGUUUUAGAGAGACGCCAGAGCCGGAAGCAAAAAAAAACUGCUGGAGGAACUCGGGGGGGUCAGACAGUAUCUGUGGAGGGAAAUGGACAGUCGACAUUUUGGGUCGAGACCCUUCACCUGGACUUCCUCCAGCAGUUUGUUCUUGGUGUUUUAGGUGGCCAGUUGAGUAUUCAUGACAAUCCAGCAGUUUCUUAUCACCAUUUAUUCCAGAGUUAUUUAAGUAACUGAAUUAAAAUAUCUAAGAUAUGAUGGUGGGAUUUUAGUGCAUGCCUCCAGAUUAUGUAUCCAGGACUUUGAAUUGCCAGUCUGGUGACUGUGCACAAUGUCCCAAAACUCUAUUUUUCAUGUAUGUUAAAAUAUGAACAAAAUAGGACAUGUCAAAUCAGGUUCUUAUAUCUGCCCAAUUUGCAAACACUUCACCAUCUUACUCAACAUCAUCUUACCCAACCACUAGGAUAUGUGCAACUGUAUUCCAGAGGGAAACAAGCAAAUCCUUCCCUUAUGUAAGCAGAAAGGGCUGGCACUUUUUUCUGCCAUGGUAAAUCACAUUCUGAAACUGGCAAUGUUAUGGAGUCUCACCAUCAAAUCAGUUUUGUGUGUCUCCAACAAUUGACUUUAACAGCUUAGUUGGCUCAUAGAACUAUAACAGUAUCUUGUCAUGUAUACAACCAAUUAUUCUGAAGCAUUUAACUCUUGACUAUUUGUUUAACAAAAGGCAGGUUG
Pristis pectinata (smalltooth sawfish) is the source of this 4945-nucleotide messenger RNA. It is a transcript of the gene flt3, whose product is annotated as fms related receptor tyrosine kinase 3. The transcript has 25 exons. Lineage: Eukaryota; Metazoa; Chordata; Chondrichthyes; Rhinopristiformes; Pristidae. Gene Ontology annotation, biological process: B cell differentiation; protein phosphorylation; cell surface receptor protein tyrosine kinase signaling pathway. Gene Ontology annotation, molecular function: ATP binding; transmembrane receptor protein tyrosine kinase activity. Gene Ontology annotation, cellular component: signaling receptor complex. Bases 64 to 3147 code for a protein of 1027 amino acids. The record is from RefSeq and is a predicted model, not a curated record.